Spodoptera littoralis (African cotton leafworm) is the source of this 1604-nucleotide messenger RNA. The record is from the annotation of a GenBank genome assembly. NCBI's taxonomy places the organism in Eukaryota, Metazoa, Arthropoda, Insecta, Lepidoptera, Noctuidae.
AGGCAUUUCACUUCACCAUUUUAUUUUAGAUUAUUAAACGUUUAAUGGUCGAAACAAUUAUUUUUUUUUAUAACGAGAUCGACGCAAGCAAUAUAGCGGCACGCGAAAAACAGGUUACAUGUCAAUAUUUGUCCAUGUGUGGAGCAUUAUUAAGUUGAUUAGUUGGUGCUUGACUUGUGCUUGAUAGAACAAGGACAAAGACCAAAGACUAAAGACUGAUGGAUAUCAUGUACGUAUUGCGAACGAAUUAAUGUUUGGUCUGCUUAUUGUACGUCUAUGUACCUGUCACAGCCAGUGUUCGAGCGAAAACAUAAUCUUAGGUUUGAUAAAAUAAUUUAAUUCCAAUCUAGUACCUAUUAAAACAUACCUACGAAAACAGAACAUUUAUUAAUUAACCGUCGAGAUACAUCUUAAAUUAUGCCCAUAGACAAUCAUUUGCUAUCUAUAGAAUAGAUCAAUCGUCCUUGUCUAUAUUUGCUGUCAUGCAAGCUGUCAAGUGUCAAUGUCGAUCCGUCAUCACUUCGUGUUGUCUGUUUGAAACUAAACAUAACCUUUCAUAAUUCAUUCUCUGAAAAUUCGUGGACUUAAUAAAUCUUAGUAAAUAUUUUAUUGAUACUUCAAUCGUACAUUGUUAAUUUACUACUAGUAUUUUGAUGAACUCCCGAUAUUUCUACGUCGAGAUCGUGUGCGACGAAGACCGAACCCGGCUGUCGUUACGAAGGGCCGUAGAGGAGGCCGCGACGCAAGUGUUCGGGGCGGCGGGCGCGGCGUGCGACGUGGUGCGGUGCGGCGGCGGGCGCGCGCUGCUGCGGGUGGAGGCGCGCGCGCUGUGUGGGCUGCGCGCCGCGCUGCUGCUGGCCGGCGCCGACCUGCGCCCGCGGGCGCUGGCUCCAGUGCCGCAACCUCUUCUAUAGAGUAGCAAUAUGUCGACUCGCUCAGUACUGUCAUCUGGCCUGGAUGGCAAGGAUGUGGUGAUUGUUGCCACUCGAGAAGAGUUGGCCAGUCCCAGUAAAGUGAGCCUGCCAGAGCCGGAACCGACACCCGGGCUCAUUCUGGCAGACGGGUCCAUCAACUGGGGCUGCCCAUGUCUUGGGGGUAUGGCCACGGGCCCCUGUGGCUCCCAGUUCAGAGAGGCCUUUUCUUGCUUCCACUACAGUGACGCGGACCCUAAGGGCAGCGACUGCUACGAAAAGUUCAGUGUGAUGCAGGAAUGCAUGUCGCACUACCCUGAGCUCUACGGAAAAGACGACGACGACGAGCUGGCCGCCGCCAUGGACUCGGCCGCCAUGGACUCGGCCGCCGUGGACUCGGUCGCCGAGGACAAGGCCAAGCCGGCCGCUGCCGGCGCGGGCGACGCGCAGUACUGUCGGUAUAGUGCAGGUGCAGGCGCGGCCGGGCUGUGCGACACACAAUGGAGAACAGGAAGCGUUGCCCUGCGUUGCACGGUUUUUGUCAAUUCUCAACCAAUAGUCAUCGCUUCACCCGCCCCUACUCACCGGUACCGCUGCGGAUGCGGCGGCGGCGUGGCAGUGCGGCCCGCGCCCCCGCUCCCCCGCGCCCCCUCCACCACUCCGCGCCGUGGCCCGCAUCCCAGUGAUCAGUAG